Drosophila elegans is the source of this 1588-nucleotide messenger RNA. Its product is annotated as phenoloxidase-activating factor 2-like. The transcript has 4 exons. Bases 33 to 1526 code for a protein of 497 amino acids. Gene Ontology annotation, biological process: proteolysis. Gene Ontology annotation, molecular function: serine-type endopeptidase activity. Lineage: Eukaryota; Metazoa; Arthropoda; Insecta; Diptera; Drosophilidae. The record is from RefSeq and is a predicted model, not a curated record.
AGUCUUUCCGGAUUUGUAUUCGCGAUUAAACAAUGGCACGGAGCUGGGCGAUAGGAGCUCUUCUUUUGACCUGGAUUUCUGCUGCCGACCUCUGUCCAUACAAAUGUGUUACUAAGGAAUAUUGUUCUUAUCCACCACAAGUCGAUGUUACAGAAUAUAGGUGUGAGAACCAAAAAGUUUGCUGUGCAAAUAGGACCGAUCUUUCGCCUCGUAUCCCUACUACCCAAGACCAACAGGAUUUUAGUGGAGUUCGGGCCUAUAAAUGGACUGCCCAAGGAUAUUUCCCCCAAACUGGACUCAAUUAUGACACACCGAAACAAGACUUUGGUGGAGGUUCUGCCAAUCCUUCUGACCCAGUAAACCAAGAAUUCACUGGAAAACAAUAUUUGAGCGGGGGUUAUGGCCAAGGGAAUAUGCCCCAACCUAACUCCUAUUCUCCCGCAUCAAACCAAGAAUUCUCUGGAGGCCGAGGAAGUUUUUCCCAAGAUGAAAACCGUAAUACCGCAUCACAACAAUAUUUGAGCGGGGGUUAUGGCCAAGAGAAUAUGCCCCAACCUAACUCCUAUUCUCCCGCAUCAAACCAAGAAUUCUCUGGAGGCCGAGGAAGUUUUUCCCAAGCUGAAAACCGUAAUACCGCAUCACAACAAGAUUUAAGUGGAGGUUAUGCCUCAAGAAAACAGGACCUCGGUGCAUCGAAAGCUCCAGUGCCAAAGGAUCGAUUAGAUGAAAUUUGCGGUUUGGGUAAUCCGCGAGGGUUAGAUGAGAGAAAACAAGUGGGUCCUUGGCAAUCAACGCCCGGUCAAUAUCCCUGGGUGGUGGCCCUCUUCAACAAGGGCAGUUAUUUUGGAGGCGGUUCUUUGAUUAGUCCUCGAGUUGUUCUGACUGCAGCUCACCAAAUAUUUAUGGCUAAAUUGACCCGGACUGACGACAUUAAGGUAAGAGCUGGCGAUUGGGACUUGUCAUCGACAUCGGAAGCGUUCCAGCAUGAAGAGCGCUGGGUCACCGAUGUCGUGUACCCUGAUACUUAUGUAUUCCAAAAUGGCAGCAACAACAUUGCCCUGCUAUUCCUCGACACUCCGUUCGAAUUGAAGCCCAACAUCAGGACAAUUUGUUUGCCUCAGCAGGAUAAGUCAUUCGACCAAAGAAACUGCAUAGUUGCCGGCUGGGGAAAGAGUUCGUAUGAAAGUGCACAAUACGCGAGUAUACAAAAGAAGUUGGAGUUGAGCAUUGAACCCAGAGAAACAUGCCAGGACCUGUUGAGACGAACCCAAUUGGGCGCCGCCUAUGAGCUGCCAGAUUGUUCCAUUUGUGCCGGCGGACAGUUGAACAAGGAUGCCUGCUCUGGAGAUGGUGGAUUCCCCUUGUUCUGUCCCAUGGAAGGCUACCCCCACCGUUACGAGCAGGCUGGCAUCGUCAGCUAUGGCAUCGAGUGUGGCCGGGAAAACGUUCCGGGAGUCUACACAAACGUCGCCAAGUUCAGGGAUUGGAUCGAUGAGAAGUUGGCUGGCGGCACCUUCGUUUUGUAAAGGCACAAAGAUAUCGAUUUUAAAUCAGCAAUUUUUAAAUAAAGAAUGUGUUCAGCUGAAAA